This is a messenger RNA of Fusarium coffeatum, 3012 nucleotides long. RefSeq lists its product as uncharacterized. Gene Ontology annotation, cellular component: mitochondrial matrix. The record is from RefSeq and is a predicted model, not a curated record. NCBI's taxonomy places the organism in Eukaryota, Fungi, Ascomycota, Sordariomycetes, Hypocreales, Nectriaceae. The coding region runs from base 1 to 3012 and encodes 1003 amino acids. Gene Ontology annotation, molecular function: metal ion binding. Gene Ontology annotation, biological process: protein processing. The transcript has 2 exons.
AUGCUUCGCAACGCCGCCGCCGGCGCUCGCAAGGCAGUGACGGAGCUGUCACAGUUCCCAAAGCCUGGAGAGAAGCUUCAUGGUUUCACCCUUGUUCGAUCCAAGCAUGUUCCUGAGCUUGAAUUGACGGCUUUACACCUUCAACACGACAAGACGGGCGCCGAUUAUCUCCAUAUUGCUCGCGACGAUAGCAACAAUGUCUUCUCGAUCGGCUUCAAGACGAAUCCUCCGGAUGAUACCGGUAUUCCUCAUAUUCUCGAGCACACGACUCUAUGCGGUAGCGAAAAAUAUCCCAUUCGCGACCCCUUCUUUAAGAUGCUGCCGAGAACGCUAUCGAACUUCAUGAACGCCUUUACAGCCUCGGACCAUACUUUCUAUCCUUUCGCGACAACUAACGCGCAAGAUUUCAAGAACCUCAUGUCCGUGUACCUCGAUUCGACAUUGCACCCACUGCUUAAAAAGUCCGACUUUACCCAGGAGGGUUGGCGAAUUGGUCCCGAGAACCCUCUUGCUGAGGAUGAGGCGAGCAAGAAGCUGGUAUUUAAGGGUGUGGUUUACAACGAGAUGAAGGGACAAAUGUCGGAUGCUGGAUACUUGUACUACAUUCGAUUCCACGAUCACAUCUUCCCCGACAUCAACAACUCCGGUGGCGACCCCCAAAAGAUUACCGACCUCACGUACGAGCAACUGCAAAAGUUCCACGCUGAACACUACCAUCCUAGCAACGCAAAGGUCUUUACUUAUGGUGACAUGCCUUUGGUCGACCACCUGAAGCAGGUUGAUGCUCAGCUCCAAGCUUUCGAGAAGAUCCGAGGCGACAAGCAGAUUCACGAGCCCGUCACGCUUAGCGGCCCCAAGGAGGUGACUCUCUACGGUCCUCUCGACCCUCUUGUCGACCCCGAUCGCCAGUACAAGACUUCUGUCUCAUGGAUUAUGGGCGACACUACCGAUGUUCUCGAAUCUUUCUCUCUGGCCCUUCUCUCCACCCUGUUGAUGGACGGUUAUGGUUCUCCUCUGUACCGUGGUCUUAUUGAGGCUGGCAUGGGAGCUGAUUGGAGCCCCAAUGCUGGUUAUGAUAGCUCUGCUAAGAAGGGAAUCUUCUCUAUUGGUCUGACCGGUGUCACGGAGGCGGAUGUGCCCAAGCUCAAGGAAAAGGUCCAGCAGAUUCUGCGAGAUGCCCGUGACAAGGGUUUCGACAAGACCAAGAUUGACGGCUCGCUGCACCAAUUGGAGUUGUCACUCAAGCACAAGACCGCCAACUUUGGUUUCUCUAUGCUGAACCGCCUCAAGCCAAAGUGGUUCAACGGCGUGGAUCCUUUCGACUCAUUGGCCUGGAACGAUACCAUCAAUGGCUUCCAAGCUAAGAUGGCUGAGGGUAACUACCUGGAGAGCCUCAUCGACAAGUACCUCCUCAAUGACAACACUUUGACUUUCACCAUGGCCCCAUCAACAACCUACGGCGAGGAUUUGGCCAAGGAGGAACAGGAGAGACUGUCAAGCAGAAUUCAGGCGGCGAUCAAGGAAGCUGGAAGUGAGGAGAAGGCGCGAAAGCAUUUUGAGAAACAAGAGGCGGAUUUGUUGGUCGAGCAAAAUAAGACCAACACUGAAGAUCUUGGAUGCCUGCCAACUGUUCAUGUCAAGGACAUCCCUCGAAGCAAAGAGCCUGUUGUUGUCCGAGACGAGAAUGCCAAUGGAACCAAGAUUCAAUGGCACGAGGCUCCCACUAACGGCUUGACCUACUUCCGUGCUAUCAACACGCUAGAGAACUUGCCUGAUGAGCUCCGUGAGUUGGUCCCCUUGUUUACCGACAGCAUCAUGCGACUUGGUACCAAGGAUUUGAACAUGGAGCAGCUUGAGGAUUUGAUCAAGCUCAAGACUGGUGGUGUUUCCGUAGGAUACCACUGCACACCAUCUCCUACCGAUUUCCAUGCUGCUAGUGAGGGUAUCAUCUUCACUGGUAUGGCAUUGGACCACAACGUCCCUGUCAUGUUUGAUAUCAUUCAGAAGCUUGUUCUGGGUACCGACUUUGACAGCCCCGAGGCAGCCCUUCGAAUCCGCCAGCUUCUCCAGGCUUCCGCCGAUGGUGUUGUCAACGAUAUUGCUUCUACUGGCCACCGAUUUGCCAUGGGAAGCGCAGAGUCUGGCCUCACUCGAUCUGCUUGGUUGCGACAGCAGGUUUCCGGUCUUUCUCAAGUGCAGCUGAUCACUUCUCUGGCCAGCCGCCCUGAGACUGACAAGCUUGAGGAUGUGAUCUCCAAGCUGAAGCAGAUCCAGAACCUUGCACUUGCUGGUGGUAACCUUCGCACUGCCAUCACUUGUGGUUCUGAGAGUGUUGCGGCAAACGGUGCUUCUCUUCAGAACUUCGUCAGCAACUUGUCUCGCGAUCCUUUGAACUUGAAGAACCCUUCACCCCGACAGCUUCCCAAGGACAGCAAAACAUUCUACCCUCUGCCUUACCAAGUCUACUACGGUGGAUUGGCGGUGCCAACUACCUCGUACACAGCAGCGGAGGGUGCACCACUUCAGAUUCUCUCACAGCUUCUGACACACAAGCACCUUCAUCACGAGAUCCGUGAAAAGGGUGGCGCAUACGGCGGCGGUGCUUACUCUCGAGCUCUGGAUGGUCUCUUCGGCUUCUACUCUUACCGAGACCCCAACCCUCAGAACACUCUGAGCAUUAUGCGCAAUGCUGGUCAGUGGGCUGUUGACAAGAAGUGGUCAGACCGUGACUUGGAGGAGGCCAAGAUUUCUGUUUUCCAAGGAGUUGAUGCGCCCAAGUCUGUGAACCAAGAGGGCAUGGGUCGUUUCCUCUCAGGUAUUACCGAAGAGAUGAAGCAGAAGAAGCGUGAGCAGCUUCUGGAUGUUACCAAGGAUCAGGUUCAAGAGGUGGCUCAACGCUACCUUGUCGAUGGACUGACCAAGGGUGAAGGCCGAGUUUCUUUCCUCGGAGAGAAACAGUCUUGGGUUGACGGCGAGUGGAAGCUUCGCGAGAUGAACAUCAAGGGCGAGUAA